Prorocentrum cordatum is the source of this 1720-nucleotide messenger RNA. The record is from the annotation of a GenBank genome assembly. NCBI's taxonomy places the organism in Eukaryota, Dinophyceae, Prorocentrales, Prorocentraceae.
AUGGCGCGGCAUUCGCCGCCCGUGGACAAAGCUUUGCGCGCAGAGCAGGCAGCCGACACUUGCGAACGCACGGACGACGAGGCAGCGGCAAUGGCGCGCUCGUGCCUGAAAGCUCCAGAGAGCCGGGGCAAGAUGAACGACUUCGCGGCCUCGCAGCGCGACGUCGACAUGGUUGCGCACGGGAGGGCCCUCAGCGCCCAGGGUUUCAACCGAGAUUCCCGCGCAGGCAUUGCCUCUGCUGCUUUGCCGGGGUCGCGGGGCGGCGGCCUCGGGCAGAAGCGGGCCGCCGCCCGCUUCGACAGGUUCGGCCCGCACGAGCGCCGCGUGCUGGCGUGGUUCGAGUACGGCCUGGAGGUGGUGGUUCCCGCGGCCGGCGGCGGCGCCGCGCAUUUGCGCGAGGGCGGGCGCGUGGCAUCCUGGAUGGAGGACGAAGGGCGCGCCCUGUCUCUCCGUGGCGAGCGUACUCUUGCAAGGCUCGCGGCGGGGGACGCCGGCCCGGCGCUGGCGGGGGCCGUGGCAGCGGGUGCGCUCGGCCUGGAGGACGUGAGGCGGGCGCAGCGGUGGCUGCCCGGGCUCUUCGCGCAGCACGCGCGGCUGGCACACUGCGAGCGGCAGGCGCUGAUCCAGGUGCUGCUAGCCGUGGUCGCCGCAGCAGGCGCAGCUGGCGCUCGCCCGCCCCCCGCCGCCCUGGAGUCGGGGGCCUUCGGCGGCGGCGCGGGCGUGGACGUCGCCGGCGAGGUGCGCAUGUACGUGGCCCACUUCUGCUGCAUCUCCUGCCUCGCCGUGCUGAGCCACUUCCGGCGCAGGUGCCCAGGAGUGCGCGUCUACGUCGAGUACGACGACUGUUGGAGGACACGCGCCCUCGACUUGUGAGCAUCCUCCAGGCGGCCUUGGCGACGGACCCCAUCGAGGCCGAGCAGCUCGCCCGCCCAGGACGCCACGGCGGCCUGGAGUGGCCCACAGUUUCCUCGCGGCAGCUGGGCAACAUGCAGCCCGAGCCGCUCGGGCAGCACGCGGUCGCGUCCGCAGGGGCGCGGCGCCGCCGCUCCGUCCGGGACCGGGCGGCCGAGACGCGCGGCAUGGAGCACGCGGCGCGGGCGCGGCCGGACGAAGGCCAGCUCGCGCGGCGGAGCAGACGGGCAGCUUCGCGGAGCGGCGGCCAACGCGGGCGCCACGCUGCAGGUUUUGGACGACUUCGUCGAAAGCCUCACGACCCGCGAGACCGAGCUGGUGCACACCACCGAUCUAGAUCUUCGUACGGCCCAAGUCGACGCUGGAGGUUGCCAGCCCGAACCUCCGCCCUCCAGCUGGACUGCAGCACCACGCCGUUGCUGGAGUAGCUGGGCAUCACCAAGAAGGAGACUCGGCGUGGUGGAUCGUGGAAGGCUGCCCCGAGCCACCCGAACACGCUGGGUGCCCUCACAGCUGCGGAACCCGCUGCCCCGCAGGUCGCAGGCGGACAAACACAUCUCGGUGUCCACGGGCGUGCGGGCCGGCCUGGGCCCCGCAACCACACGGCAGCGGCCCCGUGGCCGCGGGGCCUUCUCUCUCGCAGCUGCCCCGCGCGGAACGUGCCCCUGCGACCGCGCCUCCGCAGGAUCGCGCUGCGGAGAAGGUGCUCGCCGCCGCGCGGAUGCCGACGUGCUCGCCGCCGCGCGGAGGCGCCACGAACGAGGGCCCGGGCGGGCGUGGAGCGCGGCGCGCCCGAGCCCGGGGGCCG